Messenger RNA from Triplophysa dalaica, 4803 nucleotides. It is a transcript of the gene rasa3, whose product is annotated as RAS p21 protein activator 3. The transcript has 24 exons. Gene Ontology annotation, biological process: negative regulation of Ras protein signal transduction; regulation of GTPase activity; intracellular signal transduction. Bases 102 to 2603 code for a protein of 833 amino acids. Gene Ontology annotation, molecular function: GTPase activator activity. The record is from RefSeq and is a predicted model, not a curated record. Lineage: Eukaryota; Metazoa; Chordata; Actinopteri; Cypriniformes; Nemacheilidae.
UAGCUCAGUCCGGUGAGUCACCGAGUGCGCGCGGUACUGUGGAGAGCGAGACCGCUUACGGCGGUGGAGAGUGAGCUAAAACAACACCGGAGAGCUCGAGCAUGGCGGUCGAGGAGGAAGGACUGCGGGUCUUCCAGAGCGUCAAAAUUAAAAUCGGUGAGGCCAAGAACAUUCCUCCCUAUCCGGGUCCCAAUAAAAUGAGGGAUUGUUACUGCACAGUGAACUUGGACCAGGAGGAGGUUUUCAGAACCAAAACCAUGGAGAAGUCUUUAUGCCCGUUCUACGGCGAAGACUUCUAUUGUGAAAUCCCGCGCAGUUUCCGACAUCUGUCUUUCUACAUCUUUGACAGAGAUGUGUUCAGGCGGGACUCCAGUAUCGGUAAAGUAGCAGUGAAGAAGGAAGACCUGCAAAAAUACCACGGUAAAGACCACUGGUUCCCGCUGCACUCCGUCAGUGCUGAUUCAGAAGUCCAGGGAAAAGUUCACCUGGAACUGCGUCUCAGUGAGGUCAUCACCGACAGCGGAGUCAUCUGCCACAAGCUGGCAACACGGGUUUUGGAGUGUCAGGAUCUGCCGAUAGUGAACGGUCAGUGCGACCCGUACGCUGCAGUGUCAUUACUCGGCCCUUCCAGGUCAGAGGCCAAGAAGACCAAAGUCAAACGUAAAAACAACAAUCCUCAUUUUGAUGAAACCUUCUUCUUUGAGGUGACCAAACCGCUAAGCUACACCAAACGCCAGUUUGAUGUAGAAGAAGAUGAUGUGGACAAACUGGCUCUCAAGGUGGACCUGUGGAACGCCAGCAACAUGAAGUUCGGAGACGAAUUUCUGGGAGAGGUACGGGUGCCCCUGAGGGUGCUGGGACAGUCGGGCGUUCACGACGCAUGGUACUUCCUUAAGCCCAGAGACAACAGCAACAAGUCUGUUAAAGCUGAUGAGUUGGGAUCGCUAAGACUCAACAUCGUUUACACCGAGGACCACGUGUUCCCUACGGAGCAUUAUAACCCGCUAAGAGACCUGCUGCUGCACUCUGCGCACUUCCAGCCCGUCUCCGCAUCUACCGCGCACAUCUUGGGCGAGGUGUGCCGAGAGAAACAGGAAGCCGCCGUCCCUCUGGUCCGACUCUUCCUGCACUACGGGAAAAUCGUGCCUUUCCUCAGUGCCAUUGCCCACGCCGAGAUCAAUCGCACACAGGAUCCCAACACAAUUUUCAGAGGAAACUCCCUCACGUCUAAAUGCAUCGAUGAGACCAUGAAACUAGCUGGGAUGCAUUACCUGCAGGUCACGCUGAAGCCCAUCAUAGAUGAAAUUUGCACUGACCACAAACCAUGUGAGAUCGACCCCGUCAAGCUAAAAGAGUCUGAGAAUCUGGAUACAAACAGGGAAAACUUGCGGCAUUACGUCGACCGCAUCUUCAAUGUCAUCACCUGCUCGGGCGUCAGCUGCCCGACGGUCAUGUGCGAUAUUUUCUUCGCGCUACGAGAGUCCGCAGCGACACGUUUUCAGGUUGAUCCAGACGUGCGGUACACAGCUGUCAGUAGUUUCAUCUUCCUCCGGUUCUUUGCACCUGCGAUCUUGUCACCAAAUCUUUUUCACCUGCGGCCGCAUCACCCGGAUCUGUGCACGUCACGAACCCUCACUCUGAUCUCCAAAACCAUCCAGACUCUGGGGAGUCUCGCCAAGUCCAAAUCUGCCAAUUUCAAAGAGUCCUACAUGGCUGCAUUUUACGAUUACUUCAAUGAGCAAAAGUACGCUGAUGCUGUGAAAAACUUUCUAGAUCUGAUAUCAUCGUCCGGUCGCUGGGACCAGAAGAGCAUUGAGACGCCCAUCAUGCUAAAAGAAGGAUUCAUGAUCAAACGUGCUCAGGGGCGAAACCGCUUCGGUCUGAAGAACUUCAAGAAGAGAUGGUUCCGCCUCACUAACCACGAGUUCACGUACCAUAAAACCAAAGGAGAGGGCGCUCUGUGCAGCAUACCUAUAGAGAACAUUCUGGCUGUCGAGAGACUGGAGGAAGAAUCCUUCAAAAUGAAAAACAUGUUCCAGGUCAUCCAGCCAGAGCGGGCCCUCUACAUCCAGGCCAAUAACUGUGUGGAGGCACGCGACUGGAUCGAUAUCCUGACAAAAGUCAGUCAAUGUAACCGGAAGAGACUGAGCACGUACCACCCGUCCGCAUACCUCAACGGCCACUGGCUCUGCUGCAAGAUGUCUGCAGACACGGCGCCCGGCUGCACGCCCUGCACGGGUGGACUUCCUGCAAACAUUCAGCUAGAUGUGGAUGGUGACCGAGAGACUGAGAGAAUCUACUCGCUCUACAACACAUACAUGUCUAAACUAGUGAAGAUGCAGGAGGCGUGUGGCAGUAAGUCAGUGUACGACGGGCCUGAGCAGGAGGAAUACUCAACGUUUGUGAUCGAUGACCCACAGGAGACGUACAAAACUUUGAGACUCAUCAUUUCAGCUGUUCAGACGCUGGAGCAGCAGCACAUGCAAUACAAACGAGACAAAUUCAGGAAAACCAAGUAUGGCAGCCAGGAGCAUCCAAUCGGUGACCAGAGCUUCCAGUGCUACAUACGGCAGCAGUCAGAAAGCUCCACCUACUCCAUCUGACGACGAAUGGUCUCCACGGUUACUUCUCACACGCAGGACAAGUUGUGAUUGACAGAAAGGAGCAAGAGAUGUGCCUCUGCUUAUUUUAGGAAGACCGAUCAACAGCUUUCCCUGUGACAGUGGCCAAGCAUGUCACACGUCACAUGAUCCUGUGGACGAUGAAGCUCCGUCGCACGGCACAUUUUAACCUUUUAUGAUUUUUUAAGUAUAGACGUUUUUAUAAACUGAGAACAGUCGUCAGGACCAAACAACAGCUACUAGGAUGCUUUGCUGUCAGCAUUUCACUGGUGCACGUGCGAGACCUUCGGCAAGUGAUGGAGAUACCAGACUUUGAGGACCUGAGAUUUAAUACAAUAUUAACUGUUACUGUUGUUAUAACUCAUUCAAUGAGAGUGAUUAAUAUCGUCACCUUUUCAUUUUGUGGAAUCUAAAGUUUUGUGUCUGCACGCUGCCCUUCAUUCAGACGGUUCAGUGUUGUUUUGCAUUUUGCAAGCACCCCAUGGUUUUACAUGUCAGCCAAUCAUCAAGCAAGCUGAAGUAAUGCUGCAUUAUGGGAAAUGUACUUUUGUGUUUUAAAGCAUGACACAAGUUUAUUUUAAUGUUCUUGUUAAACAGAAUCAUGAUUUUAUAGUUAUUUACCCCAGUGUAAACCCAACCUAACUACCUUUGUACAAAAGAAUGAUCUAUACAUCUUUGUGUUUGUGUGUUUUAUACGUUCUGAUGCGUGUUGCUUUCUGUAGGUUGUGCUUUUCUCUGUAUUUUUACAACAUUUCUGUUCUCACGGCAUGCAACAUACAACGUGUGUAAAGACCUGUCAAGAUGAUCUUAGAUCAUAUUUCACCCCAAAAUCAAAAGAAAGAAAAAAGGAGAUUUUGCAUAUAGAAAAAAGCCACUCUAGAUUUUUGGCCAUUAUUGUCAUGACACUUUUAUCCCAUUAUUCUAGUGCAAAAAAAAACUAUUUGUCAUAACUGUAAUGCAAAUUAUUAUAAAUAUGUUAUUUAUAUGUUCCAAACUGAAACUCAAUUGUUAAAGGAUAGUACUUGCAACGACAAAGUUGUGGGUUUUCUAUUUCCAGUGAAUGAACUGAAAAACUAAAUUAUUUAUAUAUCAUGGUAGUGUUAUACUUUUUAUAUUGAUUUAAUAUAACACUAUUUUUAUUGCAAUACAUUAUUUUUACACCAUAUUUUGGUUGAUUUAAAGAGAAUUCCAAAAAUAGAAAAAUUUAUAUUGCAGGGAACAACCUCAGAGGUAAAAAGGUCUGGACAUUUGUCAUCUGUAAAUAAUUGUCUGAAUGUGGUACAGGCUUCGUUUUCUUUAUGCAAAUUAUUGAUGAUCUGACAUUUAUUUUGAGUGAAAUAUCCCCCGAGUAUGUUUUUAGUAGAUUUUCAGCUCUUGAGUCUAUACACAUUUUUAAUGUAUUGUUGUACAUGUAUAUUAACACACAGGGAUUAAUGACCUUUAUGUCCUUAUUUCAGCGGUUCUCAACAGGGGCCUCAAGAUGACCAAUAUUUUUUAAUUUGACAAAACUAGGAUUGAAAUACAUUUAAAAUUGAAAAAAAACCCAGAUAGUUCUUACUAUUUGGCCAUUUCUAUAAAUUUUCCAGUUAAUAGUAAGCUCUUAUAUAUUUGAUUGGGUAGAGAUUUUGUGAGUGGGAGGGGCCUUUGAAUAUUGAAUACAAUGGGGGGCCUUGCAGCCGAAAAGGUUGAGAACCCCUGCCUUGUUUGAUGCAUGUUUUAUUGGUAAUAUGUCAAAACAGUCCUUAGUUUCUUCCUAAAUUGAAAAGCUAUUUAUUUUUAUAUCACAAAAUUAUGCUUUUGUGGAAAAAAACUCCCAAAUUUAACCAGACGCACAGUAUAAAUGAAUAAUGCAAUAAUGUCAGUUUUGAAAAACUGUUUUGUUGAUUCACUUUUCAUGAGGGAACUCUGAUGACAGACUCCCUCAGACAGGAAACAUUGUGUUUAAAGAGUAUUUAUGUAGAUCUGUGUACAGAUUUGAAAGAUUAACCCGUGGAUGCAAAUGUAGGCGAUAGGAAAUGUACAUUUUCCGUGUUUGACUUGUUCUGAAAUAUUUUGUUUUUUUAAAGUACACCGGAGAAGAUGCAUCUCCAGGAUAUUUUAUAGAAAAAACAUUACCGAGAUCAAAAAUGAGUCAAGGAGAGAAAAAACAAUAUAUCCCCAAUAAAAAUAUAUUUGUUGUUGA